UCUUUUCAUUCAGUCACUUAGGCUUGCUCAGAUUUAUUUCUAUAGCUCAAUCUCGUAUCGUAAAUAAAUUAUAAUGAAAUGAAAGUAUUUUUGUGUGGUGGGAAAUGCAGGCAAAAGACGAUUUGUUGUUUUAAUUAAGUUUUGUAUUUAUUGAUCUAUAUCAUGUUUUUUUAUUUAGACAUAUAUUUAAUACAUUAUUAGUGUUUUCCUGUUUGUGUCUGAACUUAUUCAUAAAAAAUGGAUAAUGCUACGAUGCCCCUACAUUUGGAGCCUAUUCAUCAAAGUGAGGUGUGUGAGAAGAGACUGUGGAUUGGUAAUCUGGACACUCGCGUUAAUGAGUAUCAAUUACUGAAAAUGGUUCGUGUAUAUGGAAACAUCGAGAAGUUUGACAUGCUAUUCCACCGGAGCGGGCCCAACAUUGGGCAGCCACGGGGCUUUGCAUUUGUUACGUACAAGCUGAGGCAAGAUGCUAUAAGUGCCAUGAAUUCACUCAACGGUCAGCUCCUUGGAUCAAAGAGGAUCUGUGUCAAGUUUGCUAAAAACACUGAGGACCAAGAAAAGCCAAAACCUGAGUUGGGAAUUGCUGCACUGGCGGGUGCCAAGCCAGAGAUGAAACUUAGCAGAAAAACUGCCAUCCAAUCCAUAGAGGCUAAACUGAAAAUGAUGGAAAGCAUGAAACCAGGGGACGACUUUGUGAUCAACAAGUUGGCAGCAAACGAAACACCAAUCAUAGCACAGUAUCAAACAAAGCAACAUCAGCCACCAAACAAGUCUGUGUCCUCCUUUAGAAGAAGACAUCCUUACCAUAAGAAAAGAUAAAAAUAUUUGUAAGAAUCUUCUUUGAGUUCACUUCUGGGUACAAUCAGUAAGGGUUAAGUCCAUAUUUGGCAGAAUGAGAAUUUUAUGUUUAAAUAGUAGCAAAAUGUAUAGAGGAAUAUGAAAGAAAGCAUACAUAUUAUAUUAUAUAGACUGACUAUAUCAAAUUAACUUUGGUUGAAAUUUCCAGAAGUUUUCUAUUUGUUUCUGUAUGAAGAAAAUAUUUUUUACAAGUUCUAUAUAAGAUAUAAACAAUGAUCAUAACAUUAUAAUAUAUAUUACCUCUAUCUUACUAAAAAUGGAAUGAAAGUCUUGUUUUACUCUCUUUGAUGAAACUGUAGGUAGUGUAGUAGUCAGAUGUGUGAACAAACCCUUUCUCUGUUGUAUUAAUAGGCACCCAAUCUCAGUAUUUUUAAAUUAGCGUUUAAGAGUGUUGUGUAAUUUAUACCAUGUGUUCAUUGUGAUUGUUGUCGUGAAAAUGUGAAUUUGUGACGUAUACAACUAAUACUUAACUGGCAUAUAUUA
This is a messenger RNA of Plodia interpunctella (Indianmeal moth), 1341 nucleotides long. RefSeq lists its product as uncharacterized. The coding region runs from base 238 to 819 and encodes 193 amino acids. The transcript has 4 exons. Gene Ontology annotation, molecular function: RNA binding. NCBI's taxonomy places the organism in Eukaryota, Metazoa, Arthropoda, Insecta, Lepidoptera, Pyralidae. The record is from RefSeq and is a predicted model, not a curated record.